AUGCAGUACAACAAAAUCUCUAACUUAACCGGGCUUCCACAGUCCAACAAAUUAUCCAUUUUGACUUUAAAUAAUAACCACAUCUUUGACGCAAAUCAUCUCAGCAACGUUCUUCGUCCUUUCUCAGACUCUUUGAAUUCCCUAUCUCUGUCAUUUAACCAUCUCAGCGCAAUACCCGAUUUGUCAUUUCUGUCACAGCUAAAUGCCUAUGAUUUCUCUAACAAUCAAAUAUCCGAUCCAAAUUCAGGCGCUGGUAGCGAAAUUGUCUCGUCAGCUGACUUCAGCUACAACCUACUUCAGUCUGUACCUGUUAUUUACAGAAGUCUAAAAUCAGUGACAAUCAUGUUAUUGCCCCAUAACCUUAUUCACAGACUGCAGGACACAGACAUUCCUUACUGGGUAGUUAAUCUAGAUCUUGAAUACAACCUCAUAACAGAGUUAACUGACACCAGCUUUCCUGCUAACUCGUCCCUUCUAUUCUUAACCCUGGAUAACAAUCCAAUCAAAUCAAUUUCUAGUCUGGCUUUCAAAAAUCUACAUUCUCUAGAGAGUCUGACAAUGCAGGACACGAAAUUAACCCGUCUACCAUUGACCCUGGCGCAUUUAACAAGCAUAUCUUAUAUCAGUCUUAGCUAUAAUCCUGAAUUGGUUUGUACUUGUCUGGAGAAGGGUGUAGGGAAAAUUGCACCCUAUGUCGAUAUGAGUGGAAUGUGUGGAAUCGUCAGUAUUUACAAUUUCUUAGUAGAAUUGAGUCCUGGAUGCCCACAGAUGUAA
Messenger RNA from Candidula unifasciata, 774 nucleotides. Lineage: Eukaryota; Metazoa; Mollusca; Gastropoda; Stylommatophora; Geomitridae. The record is from the annotation of a GenBank genome assembly.